CAGACAUACAAUCCUAGAUAUAAUUAUUUAUUUAUAACCUUUCCAUGUAUUGAUGUUCUUUUUUUUGUCUGUUUUAAACAUUAAUCCAAAGUAUCCAUGAAUGUGUGUUUAACUACUGGAAUUAUUAGAUUUGUAGUAACUCAUUUAACUAAGAUGAUAUUUAGAUCAUGUUUGGUGUCUAUGAGCUACAUUUGUGAUUUCCUUAAUGUUGAUGCUUGCUGUGUUUUGGUAACUCUUUUCAUAUUAGUUUUAUCAAACUCCUAGAAGUUUUCUUAGUGAACAUCCAAUCAGCUUUCACAUGCAAAACACCAUCUGAAAGACAAAGACAAUUAACUUUCCCUCCAAAGUUGCCAUCUCCUGAUUGGGUCGGUCACGUCUGUAGGAUGUGACAUCCUUACAGUUUAAAAGAGACCACAAGAAGAGUCUUUUCACUUCGGAUUCUUUAGGUUUUUCGGCCCGUGGGGAUUUGUCCCAUCUCUUCUCUCUCUUCUUGCGUUUUGCAUCCCUUUUGGUGGGAUCAGUUUAAUCCAGAUUUUUUGGAUCAAAGUGAUCCAAAUCCUACAAAAAAUUUCUGAAAACCCAAACUAAAGGUUUGAUCCGGAUCAAAACCAAGAUUGGAUUACGUGAUCUAAUCCGAUUAUGUAAUCCGUUUUUUCUUUUGAAAAACACAUUUUCAAGAUUUGACCCAAUCCGUUAUCCAAAAUCCUAUGGAUUACUUUUGGAAAAACCGGGCCCAGAAUACGUUUGGUAUACUGUUGGGAUUUGUGGAUGGAGGGUAUUUCUUGAAUAUCAGCUGUGUGCCUGCCGAUGGCGAAAAACGCAGCUCCGCUUUUCAGGACAGGGUUUGCUGUGAAUGCACAGGCUGUCCACAUGCUCAACAGUGUCUUUGAGCGUUUCAAAGAAAAGUGGAAAAUGCUUUCUGCAAUGGAUUCACAGCAUCCUUCUCUUUUCAAGCAUGACCUGAACAACUUGUGGAGGAUGAACUUUCUCAAGGAAGAUCAGAUGUUCAUACUUGAGUUGUUCAUGACAUGUGUGAGAGAAGUGGACUGUGAUUAUGUGAUGAAGUCAGUAUUGACAUUGACUUUGAAUUUGGAAAAUUGGAAAAUAGCUCCUGAAAAGCUACCAUCUUGAAGAUUUCAGGUCCAACCCAAGUAAAACAUAUCUGAAGAAUCUAAACAAGGUGUUCAGGGUUGUUUGAUAAUUGCCGAUAGGUGUGUUAAAGCGGGUUUGAGCUGAAGUUUGGUUCAUUGUUCACAGCUGCAAAUAAUUAAAAAAUUUAAUUGAAUCAUUUGAAAUUUAACUAAGAAAACCCACCUUAGAGAUAUUACUAUUUCUACCAAGUGUACAAUAUUAAGAUUUUUAACUGAUCUUUAUCUUUGCAACAAAAGUCCCUCAACAACUGCGCCCAGCCUUUACUACCCUCCGAAGAAAAGAAGAGAAAGCCACUAGGCAGUUUUUUUAAAGCAGCAAAGGGCAAUGGGGCAGCAGCAUCAUCUGAUGAUUCUUAAGAGAAUGAUGAUGACAUGGAGCUAGCCUCAUUUCUGCCUAAACAAAACAUUGACAGCGAAGAUGACCCCUUAAUUUGAUGGAAGGAACACAGGGGACAAUAUCCAAAACAGUCCGUGCAGGCAAGGACAUACCUCUACAUCAUUGCUACAAGUUCCCCUUCAGAAAGGGUUUUCAAUAUGGAGGGGACAUUGUGACAUGCCUAUGUUCCUCCCGAAAACCUCAAAAUGUUGAUAGGCUAGGACACCACUAAUACAGUGUUAUAUAUCAAAGAGUAUCAAAGAGAGUUUGGGAGUGUCUUCGAUGCCAAUGACUUAAAAAUGGAUCUGUUAUAAAACUUACAGUAAAGAUAGUUACAGUUAAAGGAGAGGUUUUUCGAAUGGUUUCACUAGAUCAGAGGUGCCCAAACUAGGGCCCGCGGGCCAAAAUUGGCCCGCUGCAACCUUUAUUUUGGCCCGCGAUGCCAUAUAUGGUAAGAUAGGGAAAACGGUAACCAUGCAGAUUUUAAUUUCUGAUUUGACAUAAUAUUUUAACAUUUUACAUGACAUGUUUUUGAGUGACAAUGAUGUACGUUAAAAUUAAAGGAUUAUUAAUUUAUUAUUAAGCAAAUUUGACUCUUCUUUACUGUGCAUGCGCAGAAACGGCGCGAUUUGCCACAAGGAACGUUAACAUUUAUAAUGGAGAGAGGGCGGCGAUGGCACACAGACAAGAGACAUUUCAAAAAAUUGGCAAAACGAUUUUCUUUUUACUGAGGUUCAUUCAAAGGCAGUGUGUCUAGUUUGCAAACAGUCAGUCGCUGUGUUGAAAGAGUACAAUAUUCGUCGUCAUUAUGAAACAAAACUUUCUUCGGCUUUCUCAAAGUACAGCGGAGAGGCACGAAAGCAAGAGGCUAACAAGCUGCUUGCUAAACUUCGAUCGGAGCAGAGUACACUGCUACGUCCUUCGUCAGCUCAAGAAAAUGCCACACGGGCCAGCUAUCAAAUUUCUGCAUUAAUUGCUAAAAGUGGAAGGGCCUUCGCAACUGGAGAGUUUGUCAAAGAAUGCCUUGCAGUUGCUGCAGAAGCAGUAUGCCCCUCUCAAAUAAGAUCAUUUUCGCAAAUCAGCUUGUCAAGGAAUACCGUUACCCGACGCAUAGUGGAUAUGGCAGAGGACAUUGGUGAGCAAAUCAAGGUAAAGGCAGCAGCCUUCUCUGCCUUUUCAAUAGCUUGCGACGAGAGCACAGAUAUAUCUGAUUCCGCACAGCUGUUGGUAUUUUUACGUGGAGUAAAUGAAGAUUUUGAAGUGACACAAGAGCUUGCUGGCACCGAGACUGUUUCAGGGACUACUAAAGGUGAGGACCUUUUCUUAGCUGUUGAGCACUUGUUAAAAAAGAACGAAUUAAAAUGGAAGAAUAUGGCUGGAAUUACAACUGACGGAGCCCCAGCAAUGGUAGGGAAGAAAUGUGGCCUUGCUACGUUGGUGUCUCAGAAAGUCCAUGAGUGUGGGGGGAAAGUCGUGAAGUACCACUGUAUUGUACAUCAAGAACAGCUAUGUGCCAAAUCCAUUGGGCUUGUUGAUGUGAUGCGUGAAGUCGUCAAAAUUGUGAAUAACAUACGCUCCAAGGCGCUGACUCACAGGCAGUUCAAGGCACUGUUGGACGAGAUGGAUGCGCAAUAUGGUGAUGUGCUGUACCACCAGGAGGUUAGAUGGCUGAGCCGAGGAAAGGUUCUCAAGAGGUUUUUUGAUUUGCGUGAUGAAAUCAGAGCUUUUAAGGAAAGCAAAAACAGUAACUUCCAAGUGCCAAUGGACCAGAAAUGGCUUUCUGACCUUGCUUUCCUUGUGGACAUCACAGAGCUGCUUAAUGUUUUGAAUGUUCAGCUCCAGAUUAUUACCCAGCUUUUCGAUCAUGUCAAAGCCUUCAAACAAAAACUACUGCUGCUCAAAAGACAUCUCUCAGCAGGUAUAUUGGCUCAUUUUCCCUGUCUUAAAGAGGCAGGAAUGAUGAAAGAAAAGUUACCAGAGUACGAUGCUGUUCUCAGCAACCUUAUCCAGGAGUUUGACCGUCGCUUUGAGGACUUCAGAAACAGUGCUGCUGACUUUGAAUUGUUUUCUCAACCCUUCACCAUCAGUGUGGACACAGUCAGUGAUGAUCUUCAGAUGGAACUAAUUGACCUUCAGUGUGAUUCAGAACUCAAACACAAGUUCAGGUCCCAACCGUUGAUAGACUUCUACAAAUGUGUCCCAGCAAACUGGUACCCAAAGAUGUGCAAACAGGCACAAGUGAUGCUGUCUCUAUUUGGCAGCACCUACAUCUGUGAGCAGACAUUUAGUCUGAUGAAUUUGAACAAGUGUAAACUGAGAAGCUCACUAACUGACUCUCACCUACAUAAUGUACUGACUUUGUCAGUAAGUCAGCUCCAGCCCAAUUUGGAAAAACUCUUGAAAAAUAAGGACCAGCUUCAUGUAUCUCAUUAGAGGAGACUGGCUGCACUGCUUUUAAUUGUUAUUUGUAUAUGUGACUGUUUCUGUGUUUUUAUUGCACACAACUUUGUACAAGGCACUGUUUCUAUGUUCUGAAUGUACUUUAUAUAGUGUACAUUGUAAGUUAUUGAAUAUUGAAUUGUAAUUUCACUGAAUUGUAAGUUCCUAGUUUCAUUGAACUAUAAACCUUGGAAUAAAAACUGCAUUCAUUAUACAAAUCACAGAGUAAUGUAUUUACUUUAUCAAAUGCUAAA
Triplophysa dalaica is the source of this 4220-nucleotide messenger RNA. RefSeq names its product general transcription factor II-I repeat domain-containing protein 2B-like. The coding region runs from base 2647 to 3960 and encodes 437 amino acids. NCBI's taxonomy places the organism in Eukaryota, Metazoa, Chordata, Actinopteri, Cypriniformes, Nemacheilidae. The transcript has 2 exons. The record is from RefSeq and is a predicted model, not a curated record.